Oenanthe melanoleuca is the source of this 3922-nucleotide messenger RNA. RefSeq names its product family with sequence similarity 241 member A (gene FAM241A). The coding region runs from base 88 to 432 and encodes 114 amino acids. The record is from RefSeq and is a predicted model, not a curated record. Gene Ontology annotation, cellular component: intracellular membrane-bounded organelle. NCBI's taxonomy places the organism in Eukaryota, Metazoa, Chordata, Aves, Passeriformes, Muscicapidae. The transcript is spliced from 2 exons.
CCCGGACCCCGUGACGGCCCCGUCCCGCCCCGGCAGGCGGGAGCGCGGGCAGCGCUCGGUCCCGCUCGGAGGCGCGGAGCAGCGGCCAUGGGCUCGGUGCAGCUCCCGCCGCCCCCGCCGCCUGCGGAGUGUGAGCGGGAAGCGGGGGCGGCGGCCGCCCGGCACCGGCGGCGCCCGGAGGAGCAGGUCCACCAAGAACAAAGGACCCACACCACGGAACCUGUGAUAGAUGACUAUAAAAAGAUGGGGACUCUCUUUGGAGAGCUAAACAAAAGCCUUAUCAGAAUAGGCUUCACAAGGAUGUACUUUGGAGAACGGAUAGUAGAACCUGUAAUAAUUAUAUUCUUCUGGGUUAUGCUCUGGUUUCUUGGCCUACAGGCUCUUGGACUGGUGGCUGUUCUGUGCCUUGUCAUUAUUUAUGUACAACAGUAAAAUUUUAUAGAUACUAUUUGUAUUAUGUAUUUCAGCACUGUCACUAUGUCAGUGGAUUUAUGCAUUUGAGUAAAUGGGUGGUAUGUCAAAAGCUGCGAUGCUUCAAAUUGCUAAACUUCCGAUGAAGGGGACGAAAAUUACCUUUUAAGCCAAAUCAGCAGUGCCCGACUACAUCUUUUAGAGAGAAGAAAGGAGAUGUUUAUAAUAUAAUUGUGUGAAAUGUACUGUUUUCUGGGCUCUUGGGGCCUUUCAGAAGGACUGGCUUUUCAUGUUCCCCUCCCUUCUCCCCAUGUUCAUGCUUUGUAUAGUGAAAAUUUCAUGUCUGGUUUUAAGAGGACACUUGAUGUGAGUGCUCUGUUUCACUGCUGGGGGGGGCUUGUGUGCUGUUUGUUCCCUGAAUCUGCAUAAUUUGUUAGUGUUUUUCUGGAAAGCUAAGUCUGCACAAGGGAGACCUGCAAUGACAAACAUUUGUAAGAUGAAUACAAUUUCCAGACACAAAAGCAACUUUGGUUAGUGUAGUUUAUAGUAAGCUCUCCCCCAGGAAACAAGCUGUACCAGCAAAAUGCCCUUAUACUAAUGUUAGUGACUACACACAAGACUUCAGCUGUUGUUUAGGAGAAGUUUCAGUCCUACAUUAGCCAAGUGGUCUAAUGUUGCACUGCCUUGUUUUUUGGAAAUGUACGCAGCUCCUGCUGCUAUUUUUCUUUCUUUAUUCUUUGUACUUGCUCUUUCCCCCAGCCCUCCUUCUUAAGAUAAAUAUUUGGAUAAUUCAUGGAGUUUGUAGGUAGUUCCAGCUGCAGUGUUGGACACUUGCCAUUCCAGACAGCAGUGCUAGAAUGUUGUCUGCUUCUUCUGGGUGGUGUGAGAAGUGGCUGAACAACCAGAUACCAGACCAGAUUUCUCAAUGCUUCCCACAUUUGCUGCACUGUGGGCCCACACAAGCUAAAGCUUUGUGCACCUAAGCAAACUGCACCUGUUUCCUUCAUACGAGACAAGAAUGGAGUUGAAACCACGUGGUCAUCUUACUUAGUAGUUUUAACUGGCUCCUUUCCAUACUAGGCAGCAAAAAUUCCUGCCUGUAGGUGUAUGUCAUGGGCCACACAACCUAGAUAUAGAUAUAUAGAUUCAGGAGUGGCUGCAAAAUUCACUCAGCUCCCCAGUAGCCACCUCAGCGGGUAUGCUGGUUAUUUCAAAGUUCUCUUCUUCUCAUGAAGAGAAACAGAAAAAUGGGCCAGAAUCUUUACUACUUCUACUUUAUUACUACUACUAAAUAGGCUACCAAUUUAAUAUUUGUUGUACAUUACUUUUAGCAAGAAACUUAAUUGCAGAAUUGGCUUCAUCUGUGGUGGAGUGAAAUUGCUUAACCUUUUGCAGUGACUUUUUACCUAAAUGUUUUUACAACAAUAAAUUAGUUGAAGAUGCUGUCUUAUUCAAAGACUUUUAAAGUUAAGGGAGGGUUCUCUAUAGUCCCAGUCCUGCAACUGGAUUCUCAAGUCCAGCUUUAUGCAUGGAUCAUUUUGUCUGUUAGGCUCUGUUUCCAGGACUCCUGGCUCCAGUUCUUAGAGACUUUCCUGUUAGGUAAAUAAUUGUUAUUUAUGGCAGUGAACAUGAAAGCCCAGCUCCUCUAGAGUCUUUUGUACUGAAGUGCCAUCUCUAGAUGUCUCUGUGCUUUUCUCAUGACCAAGUAGUAUCCUUCUGGGGAGACAGGUCACCUCUCUGGAUCUUCAGAUGACUCUCAUGUGGAUUCAAGAGGCUCUGCUGAACCAGCAGGACUAAGGGCACUGGAACUGAGGCCCAGCUGUGUAGUUAGAUGGCAACCUGUGUUGACUGGCACCUGGUUAAAUAGUUAUGCUGGUGGCAGGGAAACAUUGGUGUUUCUGGUACAGAGGGUUUUAUUGUUCAAAACUUGAAGUCUCAAAGCAAACAGCAAGUACAGGCUGAACUCAGAGCCAGGAGUCUAUACUCAAAAGUGCCUAGGGUUAAGCUUUGGGAUUUUUUCAAGUCCCCUAGAAGGAGAACAUCUGUUUACAUCUUUGUGUAUUUGUAUAGAUAAAAUGAUGGGGUUAUGUGUAUUCUCCUCCUGUAUAAGGGCUGUGUUACAAAAGCACUCUGUUGUUAAAAGUUAAAAAUAAAAAAAAAUCCUUUCUUUCUUCCCACAAUACAGUUACUGUACAAAGGAUCUCAUCUAAUUCCUUUCAUUCCGAAGGAAAAAGUGUGUCUGUGAUACCCUUGUUGCAGUAGUUCUCUUGAGUAAAGAUGCUGUGCUGUGAGAUGGCAUGUGGUAUUUCCUUGAAGUGCCAUUUUGCUCUGUACAUAAGGAAGAGGGAACAGUGAACCACGGGUGUGACCAACAACUUCAGUGAGGAUGUUGUUUAUAUGUUUAUAUGCAUGUGACCUUUCAGUAUGAGCAGAACUGUGAUUGUUGCACUCAUUAAUUCUGUUCAAUUGUUUGUUUGAUGUUCUUGUUUGUUUACAUGUACUCUGGGGAAAGGUAGGGUAGCUUUGGGACUGAGAUUGUGUUUAGUAAAUGUCUUAGGUGGUUUCUCUUAAGGGUAACUAUAUCUUGUUCUUUAUAGAAGUUUUGCAUUUUUAAAAACCUGAAAAAAUAGUGCUAGUGGUGUAAGGUUGGCUGAAAAUGGAAAAAGAAGAAUACAUUGCAUGGACAAUCCCACCCUCCUGUUUGGUUUCAUACAUUCCCUUGUAUGUAACAAUUUGUACUGAAGUGUCUGUCCUAAUUUUGUGCUAUUACUAUACUAUCUGCUUCUCAUUUGCAGGGAGGGCAGGAGGAGGAAAAAGGGGAACUGGGAUAGAAUCAGACAUAAAGAGUGGAAAGUGAAAUGCGGUGAAAUGAUGCAUAGGUGUCCAAAGAAAUCUGAUCAUAAACGUGUACCAAAAAUAGGAGGAAGUGGGUGAAGUCCUUGCUUGUGUUCUUUAUUCCAUCCAGACAUAGUAGGAAAGCAAAGGAAUCACCAAAUGUUAAAAGGAUGUCCCUAGCUAAAAAAGCAGGAGGUUAAUUUUUUAAAAGAAAAAAAAAAAAAAAAGACAAUUUCACUGUUGUCUAUAUAUAGUAAAAACUGAUAAUGUUGUUUAUGCUGUUAUAUAUUCUUGUUAUUGAUAGAACUGAAAGCACCUUUAUGCAUCUGUGUGUAAGACUGUAUGAAAGAGUUAUGUCCCUUAAAUCUGUGUUAACAACAAACAGUAUAAUUCCUGUUGGUCAGCGUGACAUUGCAAGUGUUUUACAUAAGCUCCAUUUUUAAAAGGAUGGACUCUUCAGCACUGUUUCAUACCUGCCAAAUGCCUAAAUGGUUGAAAUAGUGUGUACAGAGAAGCUCUGCAGGAGAAUCUUGGAGAACCCUGUUUGCACUGAAACAUCAUCACAGCAAAACUGUCCAUAUAAAAAGGAAAAAUCACAUUUCUUAAAAACUCUGUAUUAAUCCUAUGGAAAGCACUUUGUUACUCUUUCUAAUAAAAAAUAUUGCCAUCAAUUACA